Drosophila subobscura is the source of this 641-nucleotide messenger RNA. RefSeq names its product probable phospholipid hydroperoxide glutathione peroxidase. Bases 22 to 630 code for a protein of 202 amino acids. The record is from RefSeq and is a predicted model, not a curated record. NCBI's taxonomy places the organism in Eukaryota, Metazoa, Arthropoda, Insecta, Diptera, Drosophilidae. Gene Ontology annotation, biological process: response to oxidative stress. Gene Ontology annotation, molecular function: glutathione peroxidase activity. The transcript has a single exon.
CUCCCUGCCACAGUGAAGCACAUGAUGGUGAGCAAAGUGGUUGCCUUUUAUGGCCUGAUGGUUGCCCUUGUCUGCCUAACGACAAUCCUCACCCAUCGCCAAUUGGCGGUGCAGCUGUUCGAGUUGCGCUGGACGCUGUCGGUGCACUCGCUCUCCGUGCUGGACACGUACCACCAGUGGGUGGAUCUUCGGGACUUUGCCGGUCAUGUGCUGAUUAUCGUAAACAUCGCCUCCCAGUGUGGUUUGACGAGGCAACAGUAUGCGGGCCUGGGCCUGCUGCUGGAGCGCUACUGGUGGCGUGGCCUGCGUAUCCUCAACUUUCCCUGCAACCAGUUUGGCCAGCAGAUGCCCGAGUCGGACGGGCAGCAAAUGGUGGACCAUCUGCGACAGGUGGAGGCCAGGAUUGGUCAUGUCUUUGCCAAGGUCGAGGUGAAUGGACCCGAGGCCGCACCGCUGUACAAAUUGCUCACCCGAAACCGCAGCCAUAUGCGUAGCGGCGAGAUCGAGUGGAAUUUUGUCAAGUUUCUGGUGGAUGGACGAGGUCAGGUCUAUGGUCGCUAUGGGGCUACGGAAGAGCCAUCUGUUCUGGGCAGUGACAUUGAGCUGCUGCUCGGUAAAGGGUCCCAAUAAAUUUCACCGAA